UCGAGGUUGACUUCCGCUCUCGAGCCACCGCUGCUUCCGUAGGCAACAUGGCGGCCUCCCGCUUGCCUCCCGCGGCCCUGACGCUGAAGCAGUUCAUGAGAAGGCAACAAGUUCUCCUCCUCUACAGAAAGAUUUUGCGAGCGAUUAGGCAAGUUCCGAGUGAUUCUGACCGAAAAUACCUUCAGGACUGGGCCAGGGAAGAAUUUAAAAGGAACAAAAGUGCCACAGGAGAGGAUACAAUCCGAAUGAUGAUUACCCAAGGCAAUAUGCAGCUAAAGGAACUAGAAAGGACGCUUGCUUUAGCCAAAUCUUAACUGAAAGAUUUUCAGACCUCCGUGUGCUUUUGCACUGGCUCAGAGCCACUGUCACAGAGCACCCAAAAUGAUGAUAAUCACUCUUAUCGAGAAUAUAAAUGAAGGUGUGUUAAUAUUUUCACUACAGUCAGUGGCUGUAAUUAAAUGUGAUGAGCGCUUGGAAUCCUACAUUGCUCCGUGGGAAGGAGAAAUGGCAGCCACUUUGAAAAACAGACUUAGUUAUUAAUUCUUAAAAAGGCAAUGAGGACAGGGCUGGUUACAGGUGAAGGCUCUUGCUGAAGGACCUAAGUUUGACCCCCGGGGACCCACAUGGUGCAAAGAGAAAACCACUCCAGAAAGAUGUCCUUCGACCUCCACACAGGCAUUGUAGCACACAAACAAACAAACAAACAAACAAAGAAUAAAUGUAUGCUAUGUUGUGA
This is a messenger RNA of Mastomys coucha (southern multimammate mouse), 736 nucleotides long. RefSeq names its product LYR motif containing 2 (gene Lyrm2). Gene Ontology annotation, cellular component: mitochondrion. Bases 48 to 314 code for a protein of 88 amino acids. The record is from RefSeq and is a predicted model, not a curated record. The transcript has 3 exons. NCBI's taxonomy places the organism in Eukaryota, Metazoa, Chordata, Mammalia, Rodentia, Muridae.